Molecule: messenger RNA, 1822 nt
Organism: Patiria miniata (bat star)
Lineage: Eukaryota; Metazoa; Echinodermata; Asteroidea; Valvatida; Asterinidae
Product: E3 ubiquitin-protein ligase TRIM71-like
Exons: 2
Coding region: 227-1822 (531 amino acids)
Biological process (GO): positive regulation of DNA-templated transcription
Cellular component (GO): nucleoplasm; chromatin
Molecular function (GO): ubiquitin-protein transferase activity; zinc ion binding
Source: RefSeq, a predicted model, not a curated record
AUUGCUAUUUUCUUUUGAACAAAACUAAACAACAGCAGUUUUAAAACAAGCAUAUAGCAUGUGAAUAGACCUUCAAUUUGUGAAUAAUGUACUUGACAAAAAGUUUUCAACUUUACAUCUGACCUAAUACAACCAUAUCAUCAUUUGAAGUUUGAAUACAUGUAAUUCCAAACCUUUUAUUUGCAGGUUAAACGUCCAUCCUAUCACACAAAGCCCAACAGUGAGGAUGGCAUCUAAUGUUACAGCCCAAUUAGUGUUGGAGAAGAUUAGUGUGGAUCAUCUGGAAUGCUCCAUCUGCACCAACCGUUUCAGGCAACCCAAACUGCUGGACUGUUUGCAUAGUUUUUGCCUCCAAUGCCUCCAAGAGCUCAGACAGAGCCAAGAUCCUAGUGGUACAAAGCUGACAUGUCCUCUGUGCAGACAUGAAACCAUGUUGAAAGGGUCUGGGGUUGCUGAUCUCCCUAAUAACUUUGCAUUUAGUGCCCUGGAGGAGGAAGUUACAAUGCAGGACAAGCUGCUGGAAGGUCAAGGGUCAGUGAUCAAAUGUCAAGCCUGUGAUGAGGAGAAUCAGGCUAUUUCAAGAUGCAUGGAUUGUGAUCAUUUCCUCUGUCAAGAAUGUCAAAAGGCACAUGGGCGUAUGACUUUGAUGAAAUCUCAUAAAAUCUUCACACUGGCUCAACUUCGUUCAGGAGAGAUUGUCUACAAGAGUAAACUAAGAGAAGAAGUUCCCAAAUGUGGCAAGCAUCCAGAUCAAAAUCUCAAUGUCUACUGCAACUCAUGUGAGCAAGUCAUAUGCACAACAUGCUCUAUACUCGAUCAUGCAAAACACUCACUCACUGGACUACCUGAGGCAGUAGAGAAAUGUAAGAAGAAGGUCACAGAAAUGGUCCAAAAAAGUGAGAGCAAAAAAACAGAAUUGAGCACCACCAUAGAAGAGACGUCCAAAUCUCGCGAGGAGCUGGACACCAUGUUUGCCAAAACUCAAAAGAAAAUCUCCAAAAAGGCUCAACAGGAAAUUAGAAAGAUCCAACAGGAGGUUGCAAAAAUCCAAAAGGAAGAACUGAAAUUAAUGAAAGAGACAGAAAGGAUUUAUAAAGACAGAGUCACAACAUUUGAAGCUGCUCAAGCCAAUAACAGAAAAGAGGUGACCCAAACAGAGAACAAGCUGGAGGAGGUGAAACAACUCAUGAAUCAAGCAAGUUGCUAUGAGAUUCUUGAACUUCAGCAGAAGCUCUUGCAUAACUUCAGUGAAUUGACAGGGAAACAGCCACAGCUCCUUGCUCUAGAUGGUUCAGAAGUCAAGGUCUUCAACAAGCAACAUCAGCUCCUCACUCAGUUCUACAAAUCAGAGUCAGACAGCCAACCAACAUGCCUUGCAGCGGAUGACAGCAAUCUGACAGCAGUGGGUUACAAGGGCAAGGAUGAGAUAUCCCUAUACAACGAUGGAUACCUCAUCAGGAGACUGCCUGCUCCAAUGAUUGGAGAUUAUCUGACAAUCUACAAUAACCGCCUAAUUAUGUACACAACAGGCUUAAACAAUAGGUUGAUGUGUGUAGACAUCUAUGGUGCCAGUGUAUUUUCAGUAGACAUGAAAAGUAACAUGGAGGGGGUUUUGCACCCUGGUACUGUGUGCUGUGACAGCGAUGGCAGUACCUAUGUUGCUGUUUUCCUGACAGGUGAUAUUCUGCAUUACAGUCCUAAUGGCAAGUACAUUGGACGUGUGAUCCAGGGAUGUGGUCAUCCAGGUGGCAUGACAUUCACAUCGGAUGGUGAUCUGGUAGUGGCUGCAGGAGAGUCUGUAAAGGUCUAUCACCGAGUGUGA